This is a messenger RNA of Dromaius novaehollandiae (emu), 3566 nucleotides long. Its product is annotated as lens epithelium-derived growth factor-like. The transcript is spliced from 17 exons. Lineage: Eukaryota; Metazoa; Chordata; Aves; Casuariiformes; Dromaiidae. The record is from RefSeq and is a predicted model, not a curated record. Bases 108 to 1886 code for a protein of 592 amino acids.
UUGGACAUAAUUGUAGUAGAGAGUAGAACACGAGACCGCAAUGGUUGAAGCUACGGGGGAAGGGCAAGUGGAAUUUUGUUCCUCCACCCCUUUUCUUGUUCUGGCGCAUGCGUAUACGUGUGGGGUGGGGACAGAUGGUACGGCGGGAGCACUGUUGGCCUUGGGGAAGCUUUAGUGGAGGGGUGUGUGUAUACCAGGCGUCGUGUCGCUGUGAAAGCAUGAGCCGAGAUUUCAAACCCGGAGACUUGAUCUUUGCCAAGAUGAAAGGUUAUCCCCAUUGGCCAGCCAGGGUGGACGAAGUUCCAGAUGGAGCAGUAAAACCUCCUAUGAAUAAAAUGCCUAUUUUCUUUUUUGGCACUCAUGAGACGGCAUUUUUGGGACCAAAGGAUAUAUUCCCUUAUUAUGAAAAUAAAGAUAAAUAUGGCAAACCAAAUAAAAGAAAAGGUUUUAAUGAGGGAUUAUGGGAAAUUGACAACAAUCCCAAAGUGAAAUUCUCUCAUCAGCAGUCCCAUCCAGCUGUUAAGAGUGCUAUCAAAGAAACUGUUCGUGAAAGUUGUCAAGAGUUUACUGAGGGGAGUGAAGAAAAAGGAGGAGCCAAAAGGAGGAAGUCUGUUAUUUCCAAAUCAUCUGCUAAACAGGAUAAUAACUUAUCUGCAGAAGACAAAGAGAUGGAUCUUACGAAGGGAGGUGAUACCCCUUUUGAAAAACCCAGUAAUGAAGAUGUGAUGAAAACAAAUGAUAAAUGUAUUCCUAAAAUUGCUAGAAGAGGAAGAAAGAGAAAGGCUGAAAAACAAACUGAAGCUGAAGAAGCUGCAGCAGCAGCAACUGCAGUCGCUGUGGCUCCAAAAGUAAGCCCAAAAAGAGGAAGACCAGCAGCUACUGACGUAAAGGUUCCAAAACCAAGAGGGAGACCCAAAUUGGUGAAACCACCUUGUUCUUCAGAAACAGACAUUGCUCAUGAGGAGGAGAAGGCAAAGAAAAAAGGACCAGAAGAGAAGCCCAAAAAACAAGGGAAAAAAGAUGAGGAGAGUCAGAAGAAAGAAGACAAACCAAGGAUGGAAUUUGAUAGAAGAGAAGGAAAGAAAGAGACCGAACCAAAAAGGAGAAAUACUUCCCAAGUGGGUUUUGUAUCAGCCUCUGAUUCUGAAGAGGAUGGAGGAGAGCAUGAAGUUGAUAAGCAGAAGAAAAAAGGAGGAAGGAACUUUCAAGGAGCUCAUAGAAGAAACAUGUUACAAGGCCAGCAUGAGAGAGAACUGACAGAAAGAAAGUGUAAGCAAGAGAAGCAGAUGGAAUCUGAGCCGCAAAAUAAAGAAGAAGGUAAGAAACCAGAAGUUAAGAGGAUGGAGAAGAAGAGAGAAACAUCAAUGGAUUCUAGGCUUCAAAGGAUACAUGCAGAAAUUAAAAACUCGCUCAAAAUUGAUAAUCUUGAUGUGAACAGGUGUAUUGAGGCUCUUGAUGAGCUUGCUUCCCUUCAGGUCACGAUGCAGCAAGCUCAAAAGCACACAGAGGUGAUUUUGACUUUGAAGAAGAUACGGAAGUUCAAAGUUAGCCAGGUUAUCAUGGAGAAAUCUACAAUGCUGUACAACAAGUUCAAGACUAUGUUUCUAGUUGGAGAAGGUGAUUCUGUUCUCUCACAGGUACUAAAUAAAUCACUUGCUGAGCAGAAGCAACAUGAGGAAAUCAAAAAAUCCAAAGAACAGUGGAAGAAAGGACCAAACAAAAAACUGGAAAAGGAAAAAGAACAAACAGGUUUGAAGACACUAAAUGGAGAGUCUGAAGACACUCAAGACACCAACCAAUCACAACACAGUGGAGAGAACACUGAGGAAAAGAAAGAGAAGCAUGAAGUUAGCACUAAGAAAAAGGUUUUCUCCUCAACUUUAUAGAAAUAUAAUGGCAUGUUACUUCUGCUCUGGUCUUGAACAAACAUUUUUAGGAGAACUGCUUCACUCAUUUCAAUAGUGUAGGUAGAAGGAACUUGUUGGAAACUUGCACGGGAGGAGCCGACGGAGGGAAGACCCAGACGCUCAAUAUGAGUGAUCAGUGUACUUCAACUUUAUUAGGUGUGGUCUUUCUUUAUAUAGUAUAGGACUAAUCAGGCUCAUACAUAUUGCAAAAGCUGAGCUCCUUAUUGGUAACAGCAAUUUGGUUUACCCAGCAACUUCUGCAUUACAUCACCUGCAAGUUCCCAGGACUAAUCAUUGAUAACACCUUGGAGCCAAGGACAAUGUGUCCUUGGCUCUAGCUGUUUUUACUCUCGUACGGGACUUGGCUCACAUCAACUGUGUGCGAUAUGCACUUAGUUCUGCUUCCUUUAGUUGUUCAAUCUUCACAUGACCUCUGCCCUCAAGCCAGUCCUCCACAGGAACUUUUAUAGGAUGUUCUGCUAGUAGGCUAGAUAGCUUGAGGUGAGACAGAGUGCUAUAUAUGCUUUCUUCUGCACUCUAGAGUACCCGGUGCUAUUGAGCUGGAAACAAAGGGAGCCUGGACCAAAUUGCACAGAAACUGAUGAGAUUUGUCAAAUUUUUGCAAAUUCACUUAUUCUAAUCAGUAGGCAAGUAAAUACAAUGUAGUUAUAGAAUUGUCUAAAUACAGUUAACUUGCCAUUAGCAUUAGAACUUCUGCCCAUGAAAUUUCAGAACUCUUUGGCUAAGUGUGACAGGCUUAUACAGGUUGACAAAUUAAACAGUUCUGGUCAAACAUCCAUAAGAAUGCUUGAAUUUGUACAUGAGGUAAGUAUUUAAGCCCCAAAAGAACUAAUGAGACUGAAGAUACAACUCCUAUGCACCUCUGCUGCCUGAUAACCUAGUACCUUGUAAACAAGAGUGGCAGCAACAUCUCUCUUAUGAAAUGUGGAAUACUUAGCAGAAUUUUGUAAGAGAAAGAGGAAAAAAGUCCAGGAUCAACCUUUAGCUGAAUUCUUUUCUUGGAGACCCAUUUAUUUUCUCUAAGCACUCCCGUAGUCAGUGCUCACAGAUUGUUUUUGUACAGCCAUAUCCAUUGGGGGAAGCUAUACUUUCAUUACUGUUUCCAUGCUUCUGAAAUCAAGGAGAGAGUCCAAAAGUUGUGUUGCCCAGCAUUCCUUUUGGCUGCCUAGAAGAUAAAACUUUGUAUCCAAAUCUGUGGGAUAUGAUCGCUAUUAAUUACAAUAGGGUAAACUUAUGUUUUAUCUUUUCUUUGAGAUGAACAGGUGUUUGAUUUUGCUCCAGAGGUAGUCUUGGAAUUAUUGGUUUCUGAUUGGCCAGCUUUCAAAAGUGUCAUUUGGGAGUUUUCAGCCAAAUAACAAACAUUUGUCAUUUUGUCUGGAUGAGUGGCAUACUAAAGGAAUACCUUUUAUAAAUGAGAGAUCAGUGCAGGUUCCCAACCCAAGUUAUGCAACACAACACUGACCAACUCAUUGAUUUAAGCAAAAUGCCAUACGGCAUUAAUGCAGUGUGGCAUCUGAGUUAAUCGAAAUCGUAAAUGAAGCAGUUGAACAGUGGAACAUAUUUGGCCAAUCAUUUGAAAAUAAAUGGCCUCUUUUAAGAACUGCCUCUCCUAAGGUGCAUUUUUCAUGGGCUGUUCCA